This is a messenger RNA of Aquila chrysaetos chrysaetos, 4380 nucleotides long. RefSeq names its product prickle planar cell polarity protein 1 (gene PRICKLE1). Gene Ontology annotation, molecular function: zinc ion binding. The coding region runs from base 468 to 2963 and encodes 831 amino acids. NCBI's taxonomy places the organism in Eukaryota, Metazoa, Chordata, Aves, Accipitriformes, Accipitridae. The record is from RefSeq and is a predicted model, not a curated record. The transcript is spliced from 9 exons.
GAAGGGAAGGGAAAGGAGCCGCUCUCCGUGCCGGAGCCGGGAGCUGUGGACGCCUCAGCGGGUCUGUCCGUCCUUACAGACCCCCCGGGGGGGGGGGGGGGGGGGGGAAAGGGUCUGGGUUUAAAAGAGCGGGAGCGCGGGGUCGGGUCUGCAGCGGGGAUCGCCUCUCCUGAGCCGCUUCUCCCGGCUCCGCCGCCGUUCCGGUGCUGUCAAGAGGUAGCCUGUCUUUGCAGUAUGGCUCGUCCAAGGAAAACACCCCGAGAAGGAUCGUCCGGCUUCCAGUUGGGAAAGUGAUCUUUGCGCUAGGAUGCUAGAGGAGGAAAGCAGUUCAUUCUUCUGUUGGUGCUUGUGGGCUGGCCAAUGGAAGGGAAAACAGUUCUUGCUUCUAGGGUCCAUCUAAAGGCCUGCUGAAUGAACAAAUCAAUUGCUUGAUGAGGUGCAGCUGAAAUAUUUAACGCUUCACACUUAUGCCACUGGAGAUGGAGCCCAAAGCCAACAAUCUCGUUUUCGGGUGUCAGCGAAGCUCAACAUCAGACGAUGACUCUGGCUGUGCCUUGGAAGAAUAUGCCUGGGUACCCCCAGGCCUCAGACCAGAGCAGGUCCAGCUGUAUUUCGCCUGCUUGCCAGAGGAGAAGGUCCCUUACGUUAACAGCCCUGGAGAGAAACACCGAAUUAAACAACUUCUCUAUCAGCUGCCACCCCACGAUAAUGAGGUGAGAUACUGCCAGUCUUUAAGUGAAGAAGAAAAGAAGGAACUGCAGAUGUUCAGUUCUCAGCGCAAAAAGGAGGCACUUGGCCGGGGCACUAUUAAACUACUCUCGAGAGCAGUGAUGCAUGCGGUUUGUGAACAGUGUGGUACAAAAGUAAACGGCGGUGAAGUUGCAGUUUUUGCCUCAAGAGCUGGGCCUGGUGUGUGCUGGCAUCCCUCGUGUUUUGUGUGCUUCACGUGUAACGAGCUGCUCGUUGACCUUAUCUACUUCUACCAAGAUGGGAAAAUUCACUGUGGCAGGCACCAUGCUGAACUUCUCAAACCUCGAUGUUCAGCCUGCGAUGAGAUCAUUUUUGCUGAUGAGUGUACAGAAGCUGAGGGUCGCCACUGGCACAUGAAGCACUUCUGUUGCCUCGAGUGUGAAACAAUCCUGGGUGGACAGAGAUAUAUCAUGAAGGAUGGGCGACCAUUCUGCUGUAACUGUUUUGAAUCUCUCUAUGCGGAAUACUGUGAGACCUGUGGGGAACACAUUGGUGUUGACCAUGCUCAGAUGACCUAUGAUGGACAGCACUGGCAUGCCACAGAGACUUGCUUUUCUUGUGCUCAGUGCAAGACCUCUUUGCUUGGCUGCCCUUUCCUUCCAAAGCAAGGGCAGAUUUACUGUUCAAAAACCUGCAGCUUGGGAGAGGAUGUUCAUGCCUCCGACUCUUCCGAUUCUGCAUUUCAGUCUGCUCGAUCUAGAGAUUCCAGGAGGAGCGUUCGCAUGGGAAAAAGCAGCCGGUCAGCUGACCAGUGCCGCCAGUCUCUCCUCCUCUCACCAGCCCUCAAUUACAAAUUUCCUGGCCUUUCAGGCAAUGCUGACGAUACUCUUUCUCGUAAGCUGGAUGACUUAAGCCUUUCAAGGGAAGAGGCAAGCUUUGUUAACGAAGACUUCUGGAAAGGAAGAGUAGAGCAGGAAAUGCCUGAAGACCCUGAAGAAUGGGCUGAACAUGAAGACUACAUGACUCAACUUCUUCUGAAGUUUGGUGAUAAAAGCCUCUUCCAGCAGCCUGCUGAAGUAGACAUUAGAUCAAGCGAACACUGGAUUUCUGACAGCAUGGUCAAGAGCAAGUUGGACUUGAAAAAAAAUAAUCCAAGCCUAGCAAGUAAGAAGUAUCAGUCAGACAUGUACUGGGCCCAGUCACAAGAUGGCUUGGGUGACUCUGCCUACGGCAGCCACCCAGGCCCUGCCAGCAGCAGGAAAAUCCAGGAGCUAGACAUGGAACAUGGGGCGUCAGGAUACAAACACGACCAAACUCCAUGGUAUGGAGGUUCACUUGAAUGUUUGUCUGACCUGAAACAGCAAGAGCAAAGUGUUCGAGACUCAAUGGAUUCUUUGGCUUUGUCUAACAUAACAGGGGCUUCAAUGGAUGGAGAAGGCAAGCCACGGCCAUCUCUCUACUCUUUGCAAACUUUCCAAGAACUGGAGGUAGAGGACUGUGAGAAGAUGAGCAACAUGGGAACUCUGAAUUCUUCAAUGCUCCACCGGAGCACAGAGUCCUUGAAGAGCCUGAGCUCAGAGUUGUGUCAGGAAAAGGUCUUGCCAGAGGAAAAGCCAGUGCAUAUGCCUGUACUGAGAAGAUCUAAAUCCCAGUCUAGACCGCAGCAAGUGAAGUUUUCGGAUGACGUUAUUGAUAAUGGAAGUUAUGAGAAUGUUGAAAUACGUCAGCCUCCAAUGAGUGAAAGGACACGUAGGCGCGUUUACCAUUUUGAAGAGCGUGGAAAUCGGCCUUCUCAUCAUCGUAGAAGAAGUAGGAAGUCUCGUUCAGAUAAUGCACUUAACUUGGCCACAGAAAGAAGAUGCUCUCCAAGAGAGAGAUUUCGUUAUUACUCCCCUCAGGAUCAUGAAAAAUUUAUUCAGAAUAGAAGCUCACGUGAGAUUCGGGCAUAUAUUCAAAAUGCGGAGCUGUAUGGACAAUAUGCCCAUACUAGGUCUGAUUAUGCACUGCGGAAUCAGGUGGUUGAUAAAUUUUUUGGAUUGUAUGGUGAGGAAGAUGACUCCUGGUGUUCAACUUCAUCCUCGUCAUCUGAUUCUGAAGAGGAAGGAUAUUUUCUAGGACAGCCAAUUCCACAGCCACGAUCACUGAGAUAUCCGUACUAUACAGAUGACCUUUCUGGGCCAACUACUGCGUUAUCUAGUUCUCAGUUUGGACAAAGGACAACCAAAUCAAAGAAGAAGAGGGGACACAAAGGAAAAAAUUGCAUCAUUUCUUAAUUUGUUUUUAACAGUUGGGAAGACCAGUCAACUCUGUAGCUCCAGUCUGAACCACAUCUUUUUAUAUUAAUAAUUGUACUUAGGCAAGUUGCUAAGGUUCUUAAUGCUUUGCCAGUGUAAAUGAUAAACCUGCCAGAGUUUACAUUGUACAAGUAACAUUCAGAAAUGUCACCAUGCCGAAUGAUGAUCUGCUCAGAUAUUGCUAGGUUUACAUAAUAUGUUUCAGCUGUCAAAAUACUGUUAUUGCAGUUCUCAGUACAGAUGUUUUGUAGACAUCUUAUUUUAUGCUCGCUAUUCACCUAUGUUGAAUUAUCUGAGAGAAGGGAUUCAACAAAGAUCAAUAAAUACAAUUGUCAGUCCUGUGCUGUAGCUAUACCCACGCAGGGUGAUCUUUGACUUUUUCCUCUUAACCACCAAGAAAAAGAAGGCUCUGUACUGUGCCCUUUCUUCAUUGAUAAAGCUCGCUCUUCCUCCUUGAAGUUUCCUUACAAAAACUGGAAUUUUUUUUUUUAUUUGGGAAAAUGCUUCUUUUCCAAAGAGUCCACUAUUAAGGAGGCAAAAAUCAGAAUGUGGGAACUGAAAUGCUUGAGGCCUUGAUGUAUCCUAAAGCAGCAGUAAAUGGUUUAUGUUUAACUUUCAUGUUUUCCCUUCCGCAGCUUUUUAAGAAUGCCAUCCCUUUGUAAGGGUUGGGGGUUUUUUGUGCCUGUUUAAAGGAAGAUAUUAAUUCAGCUGCUGGAAUUGGAUUUAGCUGCCAAUGAGCGAUGAUGGGUUUUAGGCCGUGCCCCCCACCCCCCAGCAGUGAAGAGAGAGAGGUACAACUGCUGGAGUCCUUUGCUCAGGCAUGUAACCCCAUUUAAGUCAAUGAAUCUACUUACGUAACAAAUACUUUCAUAAGGGCUUAAAGGAUUAGGCUCCAGAAUUGUGUCUUUUCAAAUGCAUUAUCCAGGUUUUAAAAUGUAUUAGCUGCAAUUCUAAAUCAAAAAACAUUGAUAUUUAUAAUGUAGUAUUUCAUAGGCUUAAAUGUAUUCAUAAUUUAACAGUGCAAAUACUAAUGUACAUAUUGUACAGUUAAAAUUUUAAAAGCUGAAUAUUUUUAUAUCCCUGAAUUUGAAGAAGUUUGUUACAAUAUCAAACUAGAUUUGUUAGGGAUUUAACAGCAGCAUUAUGGAUGAAAUAUUGCUUGUAUUUUAGUCAGGGGUUUUAAGUUGAAAAAUAUUGAAAAAUGUUUAGUGCAAAACAGCUUAAUUUUGUCUACUAGGUAUUAAAAGCUCUGUAUGCAUGGUGGGGCUAUGUAAAUACUCUCUACACUAUGGCCCUCUUAAUCUUGCAAGUGUUAUUUAUGGGUCAAGCAAAAUGUAAACUAUAUAAAUGUAAAAACCACACAAGCCUGGAAUAUAUCAGUACAACAAAUAUGCAA